Aspergillus vadensis CBS 113365 is the source of this 1260-nucleotide messenger RNA. RefSeq names its product proteasome core particle subunit alpha 1 (gene prs2). Bases 66 to 827 code for a protein of 253 amino acids. Gene Ontology annotation, biological process: ubiquitin-dependent protein catabolic process. The record is from RefSeq and is a predicted model, not a curated record. Lineage: Eukaryota; Fungi; Ascomycota; Eurotiomycetes; Eurotiales; Aspergillaceae. The transcript is spliced from 5 exons. Gene Ontology annotation, cellular component: nucleus; proteasome core complex, alpha-subunit complex; proteasome core complex.
ACUUGCUAUAAGACUAGUUAAUUUUUAUUGUAUCUUCGAAUCGAGUUUGAUAUACCACCGCAAUCAUGUCUGGAAGUGCAUAUGACAGACACAUUACCAUCUUCUCGGACUCGGGUCGUCUGUACCAAGUUGAAUAUGCCUUCAAGGCUAUCACCUCGGCCAACAUCACCUCGAUAGGUGUGAAGGGAAAGAACUGCGCCGUGGUUCUGUCCCAGAAGAAAGUUGCUGACAAAUUGAUCGACCCCUCCUCCGUUUCGUACAUUUUCAGACUUUCUCCGUCGGUGGGCUGUGUGAUGACUGGCUCCAUCGCCGAUGCGAGAGCCAGUGUUGACCGUGCUCGUGGUGAGGCGGCUGAAUUCCGAUACAAGUAUGGCUACGAGAUGCCCUGUGAUGUCCUCGCAAAGCGACUUGGCAAUAUCAAUCAGGUCUACACGCAAAGGGCUUACAUGCGUCCCCUCGGAGUUGCCACGACCCUGGUAUCCGUUGAUUCGGAGAAGGGUCCCCAGCUUUACAAGGUCGAUCCUGCCGGAUAUUAUAUCGGAUAUAAGGCGACUGCAUCUGGACCGAAGCAGCAAGAGGCGAUCACUUACUUGGAGAAGAAGCUGAAGAACAAGGAGUACGCCGACGGCAGCUGGGAGGAUGUGGUGGAGCUGGGAAUCACGGCUUUGAGUAAUGUGCUGAGUGUUGAUUUCAAGAAACACGAAUUGGAGAUUGGAAUCGUGGGAGGGCCACGAGCAGAUGGCCAGGAAGGGACAGACAUUGGUUUCCGGAGUUUGACGGAGGAGGAGAUCGACGAACGACUGCAGGCUAUCAGCGAGAAGGACUGAGCUGGGUUUCAUUGUUUUUUACUGGGAGCAUCCAUGUUGGUAGACGCAAACGAUCGAUGAACAUCAUUAUUUUUCUCUGAUGCCAUGAGCUGGCCUGUGUCUGACGAAACUCUAUUUCUCAUCCUGGUCGGUUGACUUGCUUUUUGCACCGCUGCUGUACUUGACAUCCAAAACCUGGAAAGCCCCCCUUGCAGCUACUGUAACCGGGGCUCCUGUAUCGGAAAGACCCGUCGCCUGUUCCUCCGGACUGGUGGCGAAUAUGGGGAUAGACAAGCACGGUGCGAUAAAGUAUGGUCUUUGCGAUCUGACAGGCUUAGAGAAGGAAGUUGCUUAUCUGCACGUUCUAUGCUGCAGCACUUGUUACUAAAGAAAGGAACGGCGGUACCGGGAUUAUCGAUGUAGAGCAAUGUCAGACGUCUACUGCUAUGAAGUA